Molecule: messenger RNA, 1770 nt
Organism: Eleginops maclovinus (Patagonian blennie)
Lineage: Eukaryota; Metazoa; Chordata; Actinopteri; Perciformes; Eleginopidae
Exons: 6
Coding region: 1071-1649 (192 amino acids)
Source: RefSeq, a predicted model, not a curated record
AGCUGGAUGUGCAUGUCCGCUUCUGGGACGAGGGACAGGUUCAGUCCAGAUAUUUGGGCUCCCGGUUUAUGGGACAUUCCACUGCACAAGACCUGCUGUCACAUCUCAAAGUAAGCAUAACCUUUUUUACUCUGAAUAUUUCUCAGUUUAUAUUGAUAUCAUUUUUGGGGUAUACACAGUCCUGUAAAGGCAAUGUCACAAUGACCAAUUAGGCACUUCCCUUAACAAUAUGUGCUGCUCAUCUAUUCAUCUUAUCUUGGGUAAUCAAAUGCAGCACUUUUUUCAGGAAUGUAUGGACAAACUGAACCUCAAGGACUUGGUGUCCAUUUCAAUGGAUGGGCCCAGUGUUAACUGGAAACUGUUCGAACUUUUCCAGAAAGAUCAAGCUGAGCAGUACGGAGGUCUAGCUGUGGCCUACACACGCUACACAAUGCUUUCAAGUGUGGGUUCACUGCAUGGCUGCUGGACAAGUUGCUGAGAGCAAUGCACACAUUGUUUAACAAUGUGCCUGCCAGGAGAGAGGAUUACGUCACCGUAACCAAGUCCAGUGUGUUCCCCCUUUCUUUCUGUGCCCAUCGUUGGGUAGAAAACCUUCCGGUUGUGGAGAGAGCCCUGGUAGUCUGGCCAUCACUUCUUCUGUACAUGGAAGCUGUGAAAACAAAAAAACUCCCUAACCCUGGAACAGGAUCUUAUGACACAGUUGCAGCAGCCAUAAAGGAUCCACUCAUUCUGGCCAAAUUUCACUUCUACGCAGCACUUGCCAGGACCUUCACGCCCUUCCUAACAAAAUAUCAAACAGACGAGCCGGUGCUCCCAUUCCUCUCCAAGGACCUGACCGAAUUGAUGAUAAGUCUACUCAGACGCUUCAUAAAGAGAGAAGUUCUCAACGAUAUCACUGCCCUGCAGCUGACCAAACUGGAUGUCACAGACAAGACCAUCUGGCUCAGCCCACAAAACAUCAGCAUUGGUCUAGGUGCAGAGUCAGUUCUUAAGGGGAUGUCAUACUGCAGCAGUUUGACAGUCUCCUGUCCUUGGAGAGCCGGAGUGAGGACUUCCUCUACUUUGCUCCCAUGCAGAAGAGGCUGGACAUCUCCCUGAGCAGUGCCAUGGAGCCUUAUCCAGAGCUGUGGGCCUUCUGCAAGAAGCUGCUCAUCCUCUCCCACGGCCAAGAUACUGUUGAACGUGGAUUCUCCAUCAAUAAAGAGGUGGAGUCAGAUAAUUUGCAUGAGGACACUGUGGUCACACGGAGGCUGGUGUGUGACUACAUUAUACAACAUGGAGGUGUUACCAAGGUUCCACUCAGUAAACCACUACUGACAAGUGUAGCAAGAGCAAGGACAAGGUAUCGUAUCCACCUUGAGAACGAAAGAAAGAAGAGGGAGGCAAAAGACCAGGCUCUCAAGAGGAAGGAGGCAGAGGACUGUCUGCAGGAGCUGAAGGUGAAGAGGAUACGCGUAAAGGAGGUAUCUGAGGGUCUGGCUAGGGAUGCGGACAGGCUGGCUGAGCAGGCUGAAGCAAAGGCAGGGAGCAAAAUGGCUGACCUGAUCUCCAGGUCCAACCUCCUGCGGAGAGGCCAUAAGGAGAAGUUGGCAGAACUGGCUCUCCUUGAUAAAGAGAUCGCUGCUAAAAGUGAAGAGCUUAGGAGUUGACUUUGAUCUUUAUUUUAUUUAUUGUUGAGUUGAUUUUCUUUGUUUGUUGUUCUGGAGUCUCUCUACUCCCCAUAUUCCCAGCAUGGAAUAAGCUAGCUAAUAAAUAGAUUUGUCACACCUC